Molecule: messenger RNA, 1272 nt
Organism: Rotaria sordida
Lineage: Eukaryota; Metazoa; Rotifera; Eurotatoria; Philodinida; Philodinidae
Source: the annotation of a GenBank genome assembly
AAUAAUGAUGAAUAUGAUAUUGUUGUUAUUGGUACUGGUCUAUCUGGUGUAGCAUGUGUUUAUUGGUUACGUAAACUUUAUCCUGUUGAACGUUUUCCACGUAUACUUUUAGUUGAAAAAAAUGUUCGACCUUGUUCAGGUGCAUCUGGUCGUAAUGGUGGUUUUCUUUGGCCAAGUUAUGAUUAUUUAGCUGGUUAUGUUGAAGAUUUUGGUUAUGAAAAUGGUUGUCAAUGGAUUGAAUUUCAACAUGAAAAUAUGCGAUCAAUAGCUCAAGCUGUAAAAGAAAAUAAUAUUGAUUGUGAAAUAAAUUUAACACGUGGAAAUGUUGCUUUAGCUCGUACUCAACAUGAAUUAGAUAAUCUAAUUAAAUCAUAUGAAUUAAUGAAAGAUUAUUUAGAAAAACAUACAAAAACUAAAAUAUCAUUAGAUAAUCUUGAAUUAUGGGAUGAUAAAAAAUGUCAAGAAAUGUUACAUUCAGAUAAAUUUAUUGGUGGACUUUUUAUGCAUGAAUCUGGUACAAUUUGGGUUGCAAAAUUUGUUUAUGGUUUACUUCAAUAUUGUCUUGAACAAUCUGGUAUUGAUUUAAUAACAAAUGGUAAAGUUAUUCGUAUUGAAAAUUCAAAAAAUAUUAUACUUGAAAAUGGUCGUGUUAUUAUUGCACAUCAUGCUAUUGUUCAUGCAACAAAUGCUUAUUCUGUUGAAUAUUUAGAUUUUGUACGUGAGAAAAUUAUUCCAAUACGUGGUCAAUGUAGUCGUUCAAAACCAAUUGAAACUAUUUUUUGGCCAUUUGGUUUAUCAGCACGUGAUGGAAGAGAAUAUUAUCAUCAAUCACCAAUUGAUGGUCGAAUUAUACUUGGUGGUUGCCGUUGGAAAAGUCCUGAUACUGAACAUAAUAAUCAAAAUGAUUCGGAAAUUAAUGAUUUAAUACGAGAAGAACAUGAAAGAUUUUUUUCUCAAUGGCAUCCAGGUCUUGCAACAAAAAAUCAUAAUGUUGAAAUUGAACAAGAAUGGGCAGGAAUUAUGGCAUUUACUAUUGAUCAUUUACCAUUAAUUGGACCUUUACCAGGUGAUAAUAAACAAUUUCUUAUAUGUGGUUAUAAUGGCAAUGGAAUGCCAAAUGGAUUUUUAUGUGCCAAAGCUAUUGCUCGUAUGAUUGCAAAUGAUGAUCCAUAUAAAGAAGGAGAAGAAAAUAAUACAGUAACUUUUCUAAAAAUGUUUUUACCUGAACGAUUUAUUAAUCCAUCUACGAUACAAUUACCACAAAAAGAAUAA